UCGCCUUCCCAACGCCUCCGGCCCCAGGACCCCGAGGUCCCUCCUGGGCCGGGACUUGCGUCCGGGGCUGACUUGUUGACGAGUUCACCUGCCGCGGCUCCUGGUGUUUGCUUUUUCUCUUCCUUUAGCCCGUCUUUGGCGGAGGUGGCAGGGAGCAGAUGGGUACUCUUUAUAAUCACUAGUACCGGGAGGCCUGAGCGUGAUCUCCCGCGGGCGAAGUGCUCACCAACCUCGGAGCCGACUGGAGCGAGAGUCCCUAAGCAGGCCAGGUCCUUGCCAACCCUGGCGCGCCCGUUUCCUUUAGGUGCUGCUGACACCGCCUUUCCUGCCUCGCGGCUAUCGCAGCUCCUGCUUCCUCUAGAAAGGAACAUAUCCUGUUACCGCGUCUGCCUUUGCCCAGAGCGGCUCCCCAUUAACGUUUCCCAUUGCCUUUUUACUUGGAGUGCCCCGAAGGCCCCUCAACUUCUCUUUGGGGGUCUUAAAAAUAGUGCGUGCGCCCUUUCUCUGGCGAAAGGCAUUAACUGGCUGGUUGGGGGAGAGUUCUAGUUCAAAAAGGGAAUCAGGUUCUCUUCUGUUUAGAUAGCAUAAAAAAUUAUCACGAGAAAGGGUGCUGGGUGGCAGCCUUAGUAACUGAGAUCUGGUAACUUUAUACAAAUUAUCAGGGCCUGGAAAAUGUACCACCAGCUGGUUUGAAAAUGCUAUUGAAUGUAGGAAGAAACGCACAUAAGGCAUUGGCCAUUAAGGUCCUAUAAAUUACGACUCAUUGCAAACAUGUUCAUGUCUAAACAUUUCAGUAAAGCCUCGCCAGAAAAAUGUCAGGUUGGUUUCUGUGGACCUUUAGUUUUUCUGAGAUCUGAACUGUUCCUUGGGGUGGGGGAAUGAAAUAGGAAACGCUUAUUAGUUUGAAAUCUGUGCUCCAGACUCAAUUUCUUACCUUCUGUUUAAAACACACAUUUUUUACUUUUGAGUGAAUUUUCAAACCAUUCUUUUUGUUUUUGUUGUUUUAGGUUGCAGUCUUUAUUUUUGAAACAUCAUGUGUAGAGAAUACCAUAGGGGCAAAAUCAGUUUAUAAUCCUUAAUACUUUGAUUAUCAUUGUUUGGUUUCAGACUGCCAUGUAUAUAUUUAAUUUAAGGAGAUGUAGCUUUCUAAUUGGAUCUUUUUUGCAUCACAUAGGUAAAGAGUUGUACUGUCAUUAAAGAUGAAUCUUUAGAAAAUGACAGUUAAGCUACUGAGUACUCAUUAUAAUAGUAGAGAGACCCAAGGCUAAAAAAAACUGACCUUGGACACUCCAUCCAUGGGGCAUUACAUGCUAAAGACACUGGAUGGUAAAUGCCUAGCAAGUUUAUUUUAUAGCUGUCUUUGCUUCAUUUGGUCCGCCUGAGACCCUAUCUGACUGCUUUCUCUGAGCAUCUUUAUUACCAUGCAUUUCUCUCCACAUCAACCUUAUGAAAAAAAUGGACAAUUUUGUUACUCAAAAGAAAACCUUCAAAACUGCUGUAUUUUCAGUGUAUUUGACUAAACAAUACAUUUUUUUUUCAGGUGCAGGCAGUUUUAUCAGAGGAAGAGAAGUGUGGCAACUGUGAAAUGACAAGGCAGGGUAAACCUGUAUUGGUGUGAACUUUUAAGUUAUAGAAACCUCAUACAGGAGAAGGUGGUGAAGUUAAUAGGCCACAAGGAUCAGGAAGGAUUUUUCCUCUUUAUUGGUUGAGCCCCACAUCUAGAAGCCUGAGGUAGAAAAGGAAGAAGAAGGAAACAUGUCAGGACACAAAUGCAGUUAUCCCUGGGACUUACACGAUCGAUAUGCUCAAGAUAAAUCAGUUGUAAAUAAGAUGCAGCAGAAGUAUUGGGAAACGAAGCAGGCCUUUAUUAAAGCCACAGGGAAGAAGGAAGACGAACACGUCGUUGCCUCCGACGCAGACCUGGAUGCCAAGCUGGAGCUGUUUCACUCGAUUCAGAGAACCUGUCUGGACUUGUCUAAAGCAAUUGUACUCUAUCAAAAGAGAAUCUGUUUCUUGUCUCAAGAAGAAAACGAACUGGGAAAAUUUCUCCGAUCCCAAGGCUUCCAGGAUAAAACCAGAGCAGGAAAAAUGAUGCAAGCGACAGGAAAGGCCCUCUGCUUUUCUUCCCAGCAAAGGUUGGCCUUGCGAAAUCCUUUGUGUCGCUUUCACCAAGAAGUGGAGACUUUUCGGCAUCGGGCCAUCUCGGACACUUGGCUGACUGUGAACCGCAUGGAGCAGUGCCGGACUGAAUACAGAGGGGCGUUAUUAUGGAUGAAGGACGUGUCCCAGGAGCUUGAUCCAGACCUCUACAAGCAAAUGGAGAAGUUCAGGAAGGUGCAAACACAAGUUCGCCUUGCCAAAAAAAGCUUUGACAAAUUGAAGAUGGAUGUGUGUCAAAAAGUGGAUCUUCUGGGAGCGAGCAGAUGCAAUCUCUUGUCUCAUAUGCUAGCAACAUACCAGACCACUCUGCUCCAUUUUUGGGAGAAAACUUCUCACACUAUGGCAGCCAUCCAUGAGAGCUUCAAAGGUUAUCAGCCAUAUGAAUUCACUACGUUAAAGAGCUUACAAGACCCUAUGAAAAAACUGGUUGAGAAAGAAGAAGGGAAGAAGAUUGCCCAGCAGGAAAGUGCAGAGGCCUCAGUGGAGGAACCAAGUCAGUUAAUUUCAUUAGAGGAUGAAAACCAGCACAAGGAAUCCUCUAGUUUUAAGACUGAAGAUGGAAAAAGUGUUUUAUCUGCCUUAGACAAAAGCUCUAUACAUAAUGCAUGUUCAGAUGAACUAUUAGACAUGAAACUCGAGGAAGGUGCUUGCCUGGGCCCAAUGGCAGGGACCCUGGAACCUGAAGGUGCUGACAAAGAUGACCUGCUGCUGUUGAGUGAAAUCUUCAACGCUUCCUCCCUGGAAGAGGGCGAGUUCAGCAAAGAGUGGGCUGCUGUGUUUGGAGACAGUCGGGUGAAGGAGCCAGCACCCACUGCGGCCCCAGGAGAGCCAGACCCCAAGCCCCAGACAGGCUCAGGAUUCCUUCCUUCACAGCUUCUAGAUCAAAAUAUGAAAGACUUACAGGCCUCACUGGAAGAGCCUGCCAAGCCCUCCUCGGACCUGACUGCCUGGUUCAGCCUUUUCGCCGAUCUCGACCCAUUAUCAAAUCCUGAUGCUGUUGGGAAAACCGACAAAGAACAUGAAUUGCUGAAUGCAUGAGUCUGCAGCCUCCAGGAAGGAGCCCACAGGCGGCUCCAAAUCAGCACACCCGGGGGCUUGCAGAUGUAGGAAGCGAUCAGUAUGCUGUUUUAAUAUUUACGUGCCAUUUUAAUAAAAUGAAAGGGUCAAAGGCCCUGUUUAUAUUGGUA
Delphinapterus leucas (beluga whale) is the source of this 3347-nucleotide messenger RNA. The record is from RefSeq and is a predicted model, not a curated record. Lineage: Eukaryota; Metazoa; Chordata; Mammalia; Artiodactyla; Monodontidae.